Molecule: messenger RNA, 1104 nt
Organism: Gavia stellata (red-throated loon)
Lineage: Eukaryota; Metazoa; Chordata; Aves; Gaviiformes; Gaviidae
Gene: NIPAL2
Product: NIPA like domain containing 2
Exons: 11
Coding region: 1-1104 (367 amino acids)
Biological process (GO): magnesium ion transport
Cellular component (GO): membrane
Molecular function (GO): magnesium ion transmembrane transporter activity
Source: RefSeq, a predicted model, not a curated record
AUGGGCAUCCUCCCCGUUUUGGAGCGGGCAUCCUGGAAUGCAUCCUUUGGGGGACCGGGCGCUGGGAGCGGGCCCCUCUCCGGCCCCUGGUACAGCACACACAAGACUCAGCUCUUGGGAGUUUUACUUGCUGCAGCUUCAAAUUUUCUGAUUAGCGUCUCUUUGAAUAUACAGAAAUGCACUCAUCUCCGACUGGCUUGCCAAACGGAGCCGAAGCCCUACUACAUGAGCAAGCUAUGGUGGUGUGGGAUUACCCUCCUGGGGCUUGGAGAGGUGGGCAAUUUCACAGCCUACGGAUUUGCCCCCAUUGCCCUUGUUGCUCCACUGGGAUGUGUAUCUGUCAUAGGUAGUGCAUUUAUUUCUGUCUUAUUCCUAAAGAAGACCAUGAGGGCUGCUGAUAUAUUGGGAGGAACACUGACAGUAACAGGGACAUACUUGCUGGUGAUAUUCGCUCCAAAUGUACCCCAAGAGCUCACAGCAAGACAAGUACAAAAUUAUUUAGUGAGCUGGCCAUUUUUGGUAUAUUCGAUCUUAGAAAUAAUAACAUUCUGCAUUCUCCUCUAUUUUUACAAAAGAAAGGCUGUGAAGCACAUCGUGGUUUUGUUAAUGAUGGUAGCACUACUGGCAUCGCUGACUGUCAUUGCUGUAAAGGCUGUGGCCAGCAUGAUAAUACUCUCUGCAAAGGGGAAAAUGCAGCUAACUUAUCCUGUCUUCUAUAUCAUGAUUGUUUUAAUGGCAACUUCUUGUGCUUUCCAAGUCAAGUUCUUGAAUCAAGCAAUGCAUCUGUACGAAACAACAGCAGUUGUGCCCAUUAACUUUGUGUUCUUCACCACCAGUGCCAUCAUUUCAGGGGUCAUAUUUUAUCGGGAAUUCCAAAGCGCAGCUUUGCUGAGCGUGUUCAUGUUUCUGUUCGGGUGUCUCCUAUCUUUCCUUGGUGUAUUUGUAAUUGCAAGAAAUAAAAAAAAGGAGCAUUUACAAAUUCCUUUUAUUGACUGUGGACAUAUUCCUGGACAAAAAUUGACAGGCAAAAUACAACCAGAUUCUCACAGUUCACGCUAUGGCACUUUGAAUAAUGAAGAUGACUCCAUGAAAAGUCAGAGCUGA